AUGGCAGACGUCGGCGCCAUGCACCGGCUGUUCAGCCGUGCCGAUGACCCCAGCGAGUCCUCGAAUUCCCUGUCGGGUUUCUUGACCACCUUGGUCGUUAACAUCGUCAUCUUUGCCGUGAUGGUCAUCGUCUUUAUCAUUCUGCGAAAGAGCCAGCGUCGCCAGUACAUGCCCCGAACCUACAUUGGCUACCUCAAGCCAUGGCAGCGCACCCCGGAAUCCCCCACUGGCCUGUUUAGCUGGAUCAGUGCGAUGUACCAGCUCCCUGAUACCUACGUUCUCCAACAUCACUCUAUGGAUGCGUACCUCCUGCUGCGAUUCCUCAAGCUGGCGUCUACCAUCAUGUUCGUCGGCUGCUGUAUCACCUGGCCCAUCCUGUUCCCCGUCAAUGCUACCGGUGGUGGUGGUAAGCAGCAGUUGGAUAUCCUCAGUUUCUCCAACGUCGCGUCUAAUUCUUAUGGGCGUUACUUUGCCCACGCCCUACUUGCGUGGAUCUUCGUUGGUUUCAUUUUCUUCCUCAUCACUCGCGAGCACAUUUUCUACAUCAACCUGCGCCAGGCAUACUCUUUCUCGCCCGCCUAUGCCAACCGUAUCUCUUCGCGCACUGUUCUCUUCAGCGCCGUGAGCCAGAACUAUCUGAACACAGACAAGAUUCGUGCUAUGUUUGGUAUUGAGAAGGUCAAGAAUGUUUGGAUUGCUACCGACACUAAAGAGCUCGAAGAGAUGGUCAAGGACCGCGACGCGGCUGCUAUGAAGCUUGAGGGCGCCGAGACUAAGCUUAUCAUGAUGGCUAACAAGGCGCGCAACAAGGCAUUGAAGAAGAGCGGCUCCGCGGAAGAAGGUUCCGAGGAGAAUACUGAUCUCGGCCAGUUUGACGACGAGUCUGGCUCCGUCGCUGCUCGUUGGGUGCAAGCCAAGGACCGCCCAACUCACCGUCUCAAGAUGCUUAUUGGCAAGAAGGUCGACACCAUUAACUGGGCCCGUUCCGAGAUCGAGCGCCUGAGCCCCGAAAUCGAAGAGCUCCAGGCGAAGCACCGUGCCGGUGACGCCAAGCUUGUUUCCUCCGUCUUCGUUGAAUUCUACCAGCAGGCUGAUGCUCAAUCUGCCUUCCAGUCUGUUGCUCACAACCUGCCUCUGCACAUGGCUCCUCGUUAUAUUGGUCUGGACCCGACCCAGGUUAUUUGGGCCAACCUCCGCAUUAAGUGGUGGGAGCGCAUAAUCCGACACACCGUUACUAUUGCCUUCAUCGUCGCUCUUAUCAUCUUCUGGGCCAUUCCGACGGCGGUUGUUGGUGCCAUCUCCAACAUCAACAGUCUGACUGAUAUGGUUCCCUUCCUGAAGUUCAUUCUCAACUGCCCUCCAGUUAUUCUUGGUGUUAUUACCGGUCUGCUGCCUUCCAUUUUGAUGGCGGUUCUAAUGGCGCUGGUGCCUAUCAUUAUGCGACUCUGCGCCAAGUGGGGUGGUGAUCCCAGCCUGGCUUCCAUUGAACUCACUACCCAGAACUUCUUCUUUGCUUUCCAGGUUGUUCAGGUCUUCCUGGUGGUUACUCUGGCAUCUGCUGCCACCAGUGUGGUUACCCAGAUUAUCAAGAACCCUAGCGACGCCGCCAGCCUGCUCGCCAACAACAUUCCCAAGGCCUCCAACUUUUACAUUUCCUACAUUAUCUUGCAGGGCUUGUCCUUCAGUGCUGGUGCCCUUCUCCAGAUUGCGGGCCUGAUUAUUGGCAAGCUUCUGGGCAAGUUCCUGGAUAACACCCCCCGCAAGAUGUACAAGCGCUGGUCGAGUCUGGCCGGUCUCGGAUGGGGCACUGUUUACCCUAUUUUCACUCUGCUGACUGUUAUCGGUAUCAUUUACUCUUGCAUUGCUCCUCUUGUCAUGGGCUUUGCCACCAUUGGUCUGUAUCUGUUCUACUUUGCGUACCGCUACAACCUGCUGUACGUCUCGAACGCCGAUAUUGAUACUCAGGGUCGCGCCUACACUCGUGCCCUCCAGCACCUGACUGUCGGUGUAUACCUGCUUAUCGUGUGUUUGAUUGGUCUGUUCGCUAUGGCCUCUGGAUCUAACCAGAUUGCCGUUGGUCCUUUGGCCCUGAUGAUCAUCCUUUUGAUUUUUGUCGUCUUGUACCACCUCUCGAUGAACAGCGCCAUGGAGCCUCUUCUGAACUACCUGCCCAAGAACAUGGAGCACGAGGAGGAGUCUCUCCUGUCCGAGGAGCGCACCAAGCUCAGCACCGAAUCGCACUCCAACGGUGUGAACAACGGUGUCACAGUCACAGACAAUGGUGUCAGCAACGUUGAUAGCGGCGUUGCGGCUGUCGACUCCGCCGAGGCGGAGAAGGGUCUUGGCCACACCGAGGUCUCGGACGCGAAGCCGAAGGCGAACUUCUUUACCAAGUUCCUGCGCCCGGAUAUCCACGCUGACUACGUCACAUUGCGCCGUCUGGUUCCCAGCCCGCUCGAUGUCGCUCCUUACCCCGAGGAAGCCGAGCGCAACGCCUACUUCAACCCUGCCAUCAACUCUCAGGCUCCUCUUCUCUGGAUUCCCCGUGACCCUCUCGGCAUCAGUCGCCAGGAGGUUGCUCACUCUUCCCGCGUCAUCCCCAUCACGGACGAGGAUGCGUUUGUGGACGAGAAUGCCAAGAUCACUUGGGACAUGGACAAGGGCCAGCCCCCCGUCUACGAGGAGAAGAUUUCCUGGUAA
Messenger RNA from Penicillium cosmopolitanum, 2700 nucleotides. RefSeq lists its product as uncharacterized. The transcript is spliced from 5 exons. Gene Ontology annotation, molecular function: calcium-activated cation channel activity. The record is from RefSeq and is a predicted model, not a curated record. Gene Ontology annotation, cellular component: plasma membrane. The coding region runs from base 1 to 2700 and encodes 899 amino acids. NCBI's taxonomy places the organism in Eukaryota, Fungi, Ascomycota, Eurotiomycetes, Eurotiales, Aspergillaceae.